UUCUUUGGAGGUGCAGACAAAGCAUCUUUGAUGAAAUGAAGAAGAAAUUUUCACAGAUUGAAAGUGCUGCUGAUGAACCUAGGGUUCUUUGUAUAAUACAUGAUACUACUAAUUCUAAGACAGUGAAUGAAUGCAUCACUUUGAACUUGCCAGCUUCCACUCCUGUAAAAAGAUUGUUUGAGGAUGUAGCCUCCAAAGUGGGCUAUGUUAAUGGAACAUUUGAUUUAAUUUGGGGAAAUGGAGUCAGUGUUGCUGAAAAGACACCAUUGAAUCAGUCUAGUGAUAAAUCUGUUGUGGAUUCUGGUUUUGAGCCUGGGAAAAAGAAUUUUUUGCAUCUGACUGAUAAAGAUGGAGAACAACCUCAGAUAGUAUUGGAAGAGUCCAGUGGAGAACAUGAUCGUAAUCAAGACCGAUUUAUAGGUCCCCUACCACGAGAAGGUUCAGUUGGUUGUUCCAAUGAUUAUGUCAGUCAGAACUAUUCCUACUCAUCAGUUCUCAGUAAAUCCGAAACAGGAUAUGUGGGUCUAGUAAAUCAAGCAAUGACCUGCUAUUUGAACAGCCUUUUACAAACCCUUUUCAUGACACCAGAAUUUAGAAAUGCAUUGUAUAAAUGGGAAUUUGAGGAAUCUGAAGAAGAUCCAGUAACAAGCAUCCCUUUCCAGCUUCAAAGGCUGUUUGUUUUACUACAGACAAGCAAAAAGAGAGCAAUUGAAACUACAGAUGUUACACGAAGCUUUGGAUGGGAUAGUAGUGAAGCAUGGCAGCAGCAUGAUGUACAGGAGCUUUGCAGAGUCAUGUUUGAUGCUUUGGAACAAAAAUGGAAACAAACAGAACAGGCUGAUCUCAUAAAUCAGCUCUAUCAAGGCAAGCUGAAGGACUACGUAAGAUGUCUGGAGUGUGGAUAUGAGAGUUGGAGAAUAGACACAUACCUUGAUAUUCCAUUGGUCAUUCGGCCUUAUGGCUCCAGCCAAGCUUUUGCAAGCGUGGAGGAAGCUCUACAUGCAUUCAUUCAACCUGAGAUCCUUGAUGGCCCCAAUCAGUAUUUCUGUGAACGCUGUAAGAAGAAAUGUGAUGCAAGAAAGGGCUUGCGUUUUUUGCAUUUUCCUUAUCUGCUGACCUUGCAGCUAAAGAGAUUUGAUUUUGAUUAUACCACCAUGCACAGAAUAAAACUUAAUGAUCGAAUGACAUUUCCAGAAGAGCUGGACAUGGGCUCAUUCAUUGAUAUUGAAGAUGAGAAGUCUCCUCAAACAGAGAGCUGCACUGACAGUGGAGCAGAGAAUGAAGGCAGUUGUCACAGUGAUCAAAUGAGCAAUGAUUUCUCCAAUGAUGAUGGAGUGGAUGAAGGAAUAUGUCUUGAAAGUAAUAGUACUGCUGAAAGGAUUUCAAAAAUUGGCAAUGAAAAGAAUUCUUUAUUAUAUGAACUAUUUUCUGUUAUGGUCCAUUCAGGAAGUGCAGCUGGAGGUCACUACUAUGCCUGUAUAAAAUCUUUUAAUGAUGACCAGUGGUACAGCUUCAAUGAUCAACAUGUUAGCAAGAUAACUCAUGAAGACAUUAAGAAGACCUAUGGCGGAACAUCUGGAACUAGAGGAUAUUAUUCCAGUGCUUUCGCAAGCUCUACGAAUGCAUAUAUGCUUAUAUAUAGACUGAAAGAUCCAUCAAGAAAUGCAAAGUUCCUAGAAGUGGAUGAUUAUCCAGACCACAUUAAAAAGCUGGUACAAAAAGAAAAAGAGUUAGAAGAACAGGAAAAGAAACAGCGUGAAAUAGAGCGCAAUACUUGCAAGAUAAAAUUAUUCUGCAUGCAUCCUGUGAAACAAAUAAUGAUGGAGAAUAAACUAGAAGUUCAUAAAGACAAGACUCUGAAGGAAGCUGUAGAGAUAGCUUAUAAGAUAAUGGAUUUGGAAGAAGCCAUUCCUUUAGAUUGCUGCCGUCUUGUGAAGUAUGAUGAGUUCCAUGAUUAUUUGGAGCGAUCUUAUGAAGGGGAGGAGGAUACUCCAAUGGGAAUCUUGCUUGGAGGUGUCAAAUCAACUUAUAUGUUUGAUCUCCUUCUGGAAACUAGACGACCUGAGCAGGCUUUCCAGUGUUAUAAACCUGGUGAAGUCAUGGUAAAAGUUCAUGUUGUUGACUUGAAGCAAGAAAUUGUGACUCCUCCUGUUAGUGUUCGUGCUUAUCUGAAUCAGACUGUAACAGAGUUCAAGUAUCUUAUUUCAAAGACUGUAAAUUUGCCUGCUGAAACUAUGCGCGUUGUGCUGGAACGUUGCUACAAUGAUUUGCGCCUUCUCAGCGUGGCUAACAAAACACUGAAAGCUGAGGGCUUUUUUAGAAGCAAUAAAGUAUUCAUUGAAAGUUCAGAGUCUCAGGAUCGACAGUUGGCAUUUACAGAUUCCCAUUUAUGGAAAAUUCUGGAUCGCCAUGCAAACACAAUCAGACUGUAUGUUUCGUUACCAGAACAGUCUCCUGGAUCACAAUUUAGGAGGACAGUUUUCCAGAAGGCCAGUGGAGAUUCCAGCAAUGUAGAUGAACUCUGUCAAAGAAUAAAAGGACCUUUAGGUAAUAUGAAAUCAGUAGAAGCUAUUCUAGAGGAGAGUACAGAAAAACUUAAAACUUUGUCUCUACAGCAGCAGCAGCAGCAGGAUGUGGAUAAUGGAGACAGCAGCAAGAGCACAGAGGCAAGUGACUUUGAAAAUAUUGAAUCACCUUCCAAUGAAAUGGAUUCAUCAGCUUCAGCAGAAAACCGUGAGCUUGAAAAUCAAAUUCAAGUUUCUGAUCCAGAAAAUUUCCAGUCAGAGGAACGGUCAGAUUCUGAGGUGAAUAAUGAUAGGAGUACAAGUUCUGUGGACAGUGAUAUUCUAAGUUCCAGUCACAGUAGUGACACCUUAUGCAAUGUGGACAAUGCUCCUAUCCCCUUGGCCAAUGGUCUUGACUCACACAGUAUAACAAGCAGUAGGAGAUCUAAAGCCAAUGAAGGAAAAAAAGAAACAUGGGAUACAGCUGAAGAGGAUUCUGGUACUGACAGUGAAUAUGAUGAAAGUGGCAAGAGCAGAGGCGAAACACAGUAUAUGUACUUCAAGGCAGAGCCUCAUGUUUCAGAAGAAGGUUCUGGAGAUGGACAAAAAUGGCUGUUCAUUCAUGUUGAUAAAAGAAUUACACUCUCUGCCUUCAAACAACACUUGGAGCCAUUUGUUGGUGUUCCAUCCUCUCAGUUCAAGGUCUUUCGAGUUUAUGCCAGCAAUCAAGAGUUUGAAAGCGUGCGGCUCAACGAGACACUUUCGUCCUUCUCAGAUGACAAUAAGAUAACAAUUAGGCUUGGAAGAGCACUAAAGAAGGGGGAAUACAGAGUCAAGGUUUAUCAGCUCUUGGUAAAUGAUCCAGAGCCCUGCAAGUUCCUUCUAGAUUCUGUGUUUGCUAAAGGAAUGACAGUACGUCAGUCAAAAGAGGAACUAAUGCCCCAGCUCAGGGAGCAAUGUGGGCUAAAUCUGACUGUUGACAGAUUCCGCCUAAGAAAGAAGACCUGGAAAAAUCCAGGAACUGUGUUUCUGGAUUAUCAUGUCUAUGAAGAAGAUAUAAGUAUUUCAAGUAACUGGGAAGUCUUCCUAGAAAUACUGAACGGAGCAGAAAAGAUGAAAUCUAUGUCACAACUUGCUGUUCUGUCAAGACGGUGGAGGCCAUCAGAAAUGAAGCUGGAUCCUUUUCAGGAAGUAGUUUUGGAAAGCAGCAGUGUUGAUGAAUUAAAAGAAAAGCUUAGUGAAAUAAGUGGACUCCUUGUAGAAAAUAUUGAGUUUGCCAAGGGCAGAGGAACAUUUCCUUGUGAAAUUUCAGUUCUCGAGAUACAUCAGGAUUUGGAUUGGAAUCCUAAAGUUUCUACACUGAAUGUAUGGCCUCUGUACAUAUGUGAUGACGGAGCAGUGAUAUUUUACAGGGAUAAAACUGAAGAAAUGGUAGAACUGACUGAAGAACAGAGAAACGAAUUAAUGAAAAAAGAAAGCAGCCGACUUCAGAAAACUGGACAUCGUGUGACCUACUCCCCUCGUAAAGAAAAAGCACUAAAAAUAUAUCUGGAUGGAGCACCAAAUAAAGAUUUGACUCAAGACUGAUACUUAUUUCAUCAUCGUCCCUGGGAAUGUCUUUUGUUCAAGUGAGAGGUUCACUACUAUUGUGUAGUGCUGUUAUGGCAGGACUCUGGGUGUUAAGGAGAGACACCAGCACUGAUUGGGCUGCAGUUUUACCAGUCAGAAGCACAGUGCCCAAUCAGGCCACUGUUUGACUUGGAAUCAUGUUGUGUGCACUAUAGUCAAAUGUACUGUAAAGAUAAAAGGGAUGUGCAAAUAAAAAAACACAAAAACAGGGUGGGGUGGGUAAUGAGCAAAAAUUGAGGACAAUGUGCACAUAGCAGUAGCUAGUUAACUAGCCUCAAAAAGGAUAUUCAUAGCUUGAUAAUAAAAAGCUGUGUAAAGGCCAUGAAUGAAUUCUUUUUCUGUUUGUUUCACUGAUACACACAUUACCUCAUUGAAGUUUUCUGAAGUAAAUGCAACAGUGGCUUUUUAGAAGCUGGAGAGUGGAAAUAAAUGGAAAAUGUGAUUGAAUUGGCAGACUCCAAACCUUAUAAAGUUAGCUUUUUAAGUGAAUCUCGUUAGGGUUCUCUUCCCUCUUCCAUAAAACAGAACAUCUGAAAAGUAUUUUUAGAAAAAGUUACCAUUACCAGCAGUUGUUGUUUUGUCUUCAAGAAGUAUUGUAAGGUAACUAAUUUUUUAAUUAGGUUGUGGAUACAAGCAAUUCCACUGUUUCAUUUAGUGUGUAAAUACAACUCUGUUUUUCUGAGUUAGCAGAACUGCAUUUCAGCUGCUUACUAUGGUAUUUCUCUUCACAUAUCAAUAUUCACUGUGUACAUUUAAAAGUAUAGCUGCCUAUUUAAAUUUGUAUUCAUUUUAUGUUUGGCAAUGCUGGGUACUUAGUUCGUAAUUCUCCCUUGUUAAUGAGUUUCAGGGGGUUUUGUUCGGCUACUUAUUUUUGUACAUUUUGGUUUUGGAUUCUUACAAGUUUGCAUCUUCUAGUACCAUUGCAAAUCAUUAUUAUUAUUUUUUUCCUGAAGUUUGAUUCAUAGUUUUAUAUGUAAGGUUGUUGUUGGUUUUUAAGUGGACAUCCUUUAACACUUCCAACUGCAAACUUUCCAGUAGUUCAGGAUUUGGUGCAAGACAGAUGAAGUAAACAUUACUUCAUUGCAAAGCUCCAGACACAAUAAGGUUUGGGUUUGGUACACUGUAAAAUCAACUGCAAACUUCUAUCUAAGUUUUCGGGGGGGGGGGGGGGGUUAAAUACCAUCUAAUUUAUAUCAAUCAAUAAAAGGUUUUGGUAAACUUUUCCAUGCCAGAUGCUGUUUACAACAAUGAACAUGCCAAUAAAACAUUUGUUCAUUCUGUUGUUAUUUUAA
Messenger RNA from Sphaerodactylus townsendi, 5425 nucleotides. RefSeq names its product ubiquitin specific peptidase 47 (gene USP47). The transcript is spliced from 28 exons. NCBI's taxonomy places the organism in Eukaryota, Metazoa, Chordata, Lepidosauria, Squamata, Sphaerodactylidae. Gene Ontology annotation, cellular component: nucleus; cytosol. Gene Ontology annotation, biological process: protein deubiquitination. The coding region runs from base 36 to 4091 and encodes 1351 amino acids. Gene Ontology annotation, molecular function: cysteine-type endopeptidase activity; protein binding; cysteine-type deubiquitinase activity. The record is from RefSeq and is a predicted model, not a curated record.